AUGGGAAUCGCACUGAUCUGGUGUUUAGCUCUGAUCCUUAUCAAACGGAUUACUUUUAAGAGACGUGGAGCGAUUUCCUAUGACAGCUCUGAUCAGACUGCGUUGUACAUUCGUAUGCUAGGAGAUGUGCGAGUAAGAAGUCGGGCAGGAUUUGAAACAGAGAGAAGAGGUUCUCAUCCAUACAUUGAUUUCCGUAUUUUUCACUCAAAUUCUGAAAUUGAGGUGUCUGUAUCUGCAAGAAAUGUCAGAAGGUUGCUUAGUUUCCAGCGAUACCUGAGAUCUUCCCGUUUUUUCCGUGGUAUCACUGUUCCAAAUUCUUCAAACAUUUUAGAUGAUGAUUACAAUGGACAAGCAAAGUGUAUGCUGGAGAAGGUUGGAAAUUGGAAUUUUGAUAUUUUUCUUUUCGAUAGACUGACAAAUGGAAACAGUCUAGUCAGCUUAACCUUCCAUCUGUUUAAUCUUCAUGGACUAAUUGAACACUUCCAGUUAGAUACGAUGAAACUUCGUAGAUUUUUGGUAAUGGUUCAAGAAGAUUAUCACAGUCAAAACCCUUAUCAUAAUGCAGUUCAUGCUGCUGAUGUGACUCAGGCCAUGCACUGUUAUUUAAAAGAGCCUAAGCUUUCCAAAUCUUUAACUCCAUGGGAUGUUCUGCUCAGUUUAAUUGCAGCUGCCACACAUGAUUUGGAUCACCCAGGCGUUAACCAACCUUUCCUAAUUAAAACAAACCAUUACUUAGCAACUUUAUAUAAGAAUACCUCAGUAUUAGAGAACCAUCACUGGAGAUCAGCAGUAGGGUUGUUGAGAGAAUCUGGCUUAUUUGCACAUAUGUCAUUAGAAAACAGGCAGCUGAUGGAAAGUCAGAUAGGUGAUCUCAUUCUUGCCACAGACAUCAGUCAGCAAAAUGAAUAUCUGUCCAUGUUUCGAUCUCAUUUGGAUAGAGGAGACCUAUGUUUAGAGGAUGCAAACCAUCGUCACUUCAUUUUACAGAUGGCUUUGAAGUGUGCUGAUAUUUGUAAUCCAUGUCGGACUUGGGAGCUGAGUAAGCAGUGGAGUGAAAAAGUAACAGAGGAAUUCUUCCAUCAAGGAGACAUUGAAAAAAAGUAUCACUUGGGUGUGAGUCCACUGUGUGAUCGGCAGACAGAAACUAUUGCCAACAUCCAGAUUGGUUUUAUGACCUACUUAGUGGAGCCACUGUUUGGGGAGUGGGCCCGGUUCUCAAACACCAGGCUGUCGCAGACAAUGCUUGGGCAUCUGGGACUGAAUAAGGCUAGUUGGAAGGGAGUGCAGCGAGAACAGUGCAUCAGCGGUGACGAUGCUGAUCCUACUUUUGAGGAAAUGGACUCAGACAUAUUACCUCAGGAACCUCGAUUGUCCUGACCUCAACCUUCAUGACAAAACUGCCUCUUUUCUUGGUAUCUGCACAGUUGGAUUACAGGAGAUACUUGCCUGCCCAAGGUUUCAGUAAAAUGGUAAAAUGAUGCCAGCAUUAUUUAUUUCCAAGUUUUCCUUCGACAGACCGUUUGAACCUGAAAUUAUUUUUAACUGCAAGAUCUGAACAUAGAGCAAUAUGCAUAUGCCUCAGUCGGUUUUUGUUUGGAACCUUGAAUAUGCAAAGCACAGCAGUGACUGAGCCUUGAAGGAACAGUACGAAAAUUUCAUUGCACCAUGUUUGUGUUUUUUGGGUUUUCUUUUUGUUUGUGAAAUCUGAAAUAUGGUCUUCAAAUCUAAGACUCGAGAUGGAUUGUUCCGCUUUCUUGGAACUGAGCAAGACUUGCAUAAAUGUGUUAAAACUAUACCUUCCACUCAGUCCCUGUUUUAAUACGGAAAUGUGAAGUGCCCAUCCUCUGCUGCCUCUGGCAAGACUUGAUGUUUACAAAUGUACUCUGAAACUAUUGGUUCUAGACUUCACCUUUGCGCAUGGCUGUGAAGGAACCACUAACCUGGAUUUUUUUGUUUUGUUUUGUUUUUUUGAAAGAUCAAAUCUGAGACUGCAGCUCUUGUUUCUUUGGAUGCCAGAAAAGCCUCCCAUUUGCCAUAAUUUUGUUUGUGCACUGGGAACUGAGCAUUCAUCAUAGAGCACAGCCAAGCUUUACUCCAGUGCUAUAUGGGAAUGCAAUUUUUUAAAAGCAGAAAACACUUCUGAAUUUGGGAAGGGAAGGGGUGGGGGGGAAGUGUCUGAACUGCGUUGCGAUUCUGCAGUGAGAACAUUGCAUGUUGUUUUCACUAUUGUACACUUGAACUGCACAUGCAAGAAAAAGGUGGAAUGUCUAAACACCAUAUUCAGCUCAGGGUAUUUGCCAAUCUGAAAUAAAGUGGGAUGGGAAGCGUGUCCUUCAGAACAAGGGUACAAAUGCCCCUUUCGCUGCAGUGUGUAUGUAUGUGUGGGUGUGUGAGUAUG
Struthio camelus australis is the source of this 2398-nucleotide messenger RNA. It is a transcript of the gene PDE7A, whose product is annotated as phosphodiesterase 7A. NCBI's taxonomy places the organism in Eukaryota, Metazoa, Chordata, Aves, Struthioniformes, Struthionidae. The record is from RefSeq and is a predicted model, not a curated record. Gene Ontology annotation, molecular function: 3',5'-cyclic-AMP phosphodiesterase activity.